Fusarium keratoplasticum is the source of this 2523-nucleotide messenger RNA. RefSeq names its product AAA domain-containing protein. Gene Ontology annotation, molecular function: ATP binding; ATP hydrolysis activity. NCBI's taxonomy places the organism in Eukaryota, Fungi, Ascomycota, Sordariomycetes, Hypocreales, Nectriaceae. The record is from RefSeq and is a predicted model, not a curated record. The transcript has 8 exons. Bases 1 to 2523 code for a protein of 840 amino acids.
AUGACUCCUGUAUUCCCUAGUUCGUCGGUUGAGACUCAACCUGUGGUGUCAGCACAUCGAUAUCACCAAACAAACGGGGGACACGUGGAUGAAGAAAGAAUAUCAUCACAGGAUGUGAAUCAGCUAGGAAACUGGGACCGCUUAUUGGAACAAAUGGGAUUUGACGGGGCACCUGUGAAUCUAUCAUUCGAGGACGAGUGCGACGAUGUGCUACGAGGAAGGAAACACGACACUGUUGCCAUAUCUGAUGAAAAGGAAUAUAUCCCGACUCAAUUUCCGUCCGCUGGAAACAGCCAGGAGAUCCUUUAUCGUUUAGUUUGCGACGAGGGAGGGAAGAAGACAUUUCGAUAUUCCUGGCUACCGUUCAAGGGCCUACAGCAAGACGAUCGCGAAAGAUGUGAAAGAAGAGACCUCGCUAUUCUGGAUAUUGACGCCUGGGUAGAGGGUGAGCACUUAAAGAAUCCCCCUCGCAAGAGCCAACGUCGAAAGACCUUCUCCGUUGAGGAUCCAGAGGAGUUCAGUCUGGAUGUUGACUUUCGGGCGCGCACAAUAUACCCCACACGGAUUCGUGUACACUCGCCGUAUAUUCAGAACGUGUUGCGGGCACUCAUUCGUUACUAUCCCGGUUACAACAUUCAGGAUCACGAAAUGACGUUCGUGCACCCCUUCAAGGAGCUUUUCCACUACUGGGAUGACCUACAUUAUCUUCUGGGCCACCGGGAUGCCACGGGCCAGAGCGAAGCCGCCGUCCACAAUUCGGACACGGGAUCUCAAGUCAGAGUCUCUUGCGAUGAGACAACCUGCAAGCAUCUCCAGACCUUACUAACGGCUCCUCCGGUACAGGAGGCGUGGGACAAUAUUGUCAAACCUGAAUUGGACCUGUACAGCUCUGGUCGGGCAUCAUACGACUUCCUUUGGCUUCUUUUUAAGCCGGGGGAUAUUGUUUUCUUGCGAUCGCAGGGCAGCGACGAGAAGUUGGCCGGUUUCGUUGUUAUGGAUUUUCUCUACUUGUCGUUCAGCGGAAGGCCGUCACCACUGGUUGAUCCACAUCCUACAGACCGCUGGCAACUGACUCUUUGGAACCUUGCGUAUGACAAUGGGCGCCUGCGGCGGCGGGCCCGCAUCAUCUACGUAAACCGCUUCUACGGUGUUCAGGCUAUCACAGACCUCGCUGCGUUCCCGACCAAGUUUGCGCCCGACCCGGAAGCUUUACGAUCCCAGCUGAUCAAGCGUGGGAGGCGCUAUUAUCGCAUUAUCUGUGAUGAACAAAGCUACAUGCGGUAUAACGGAUUCAUCAUUAGUGACAAGCCGUAUCACUAUCAAGGGGACAUCAUCGUGGAUCACCAAAGCUACAUGCUGGAGGCUCUGGACUCGCCCAACUUGGCAGUGCCAGAUGUCUCUGGUGAAGAACCCCAGGAUCUGCAUGGGGAGCCGCUCUUCUCAAAGUUCAAUGACAUGGAGUGCUCAGCGGCCAAUGAGCUUGAUCCCGCUCAUUAUCUCCUUCUUCCGGUACAUGUCCUGGGAUUCGCACUCGGGAAGCGAGAGUGGGCGAUCUUUGAUAUGAGCUUCGUUGAGGACCUAGUCAUCGACAGCAACCCAAUGAAGCACUUGAUCAUGAGCCAGGAGAAGCAAGAGAUGAUCGAAGCGGUGGCCGGGUCCCCUCGAAAGGGCACUGCUCUAAAACCUUGGACCACUGAUUGGAGCGCAGACUUUAUUGAAGGCAAAGGCCGAGGACGGGUCAUAUUUCUUCAUGGUUCUCCGGGGACUGGAAAGACCAUGACGGUGGAGUUGAUUGCAAAAAAGACCAGACGACCCCUCCUAAGUCUCUCUGUAGCAGAUCUCGGCACGGAGGAAGUUCAGAUGGAAAAACGGUUGAUGAAGUGGCUUAGCCGUGCAGCUAUCUGGGGCGCCAUUGUGCUCAUUGAUGAAGCUGAGGUAUAUAUGGAACAAAGGGAGCCUGGGCAGACUGGCCGCAACGCUCUCGUUACUGCCUUUCUUCGUUCGAUGGAAUACUUUCCAGGUCUGUUAUUUCUCACGUCUAAUGGAAUCGGCCUCUUCGACGAGGCUGUGAUGUCUCGCAUUCAUCUAGCAGUGCAAUAUGAGCGUCCCACCGAUGCGGAGCGGACAGAAAUUUGGAGAAGGCUAUUCGACAAACUGGAGCAGGACCAGGAAAGUGGUUCUGAAUCUUCGCAAACGGGUGGCUCAGCCAUUAAACCGACCAUUGUUGUUCGAUCUACGGCACGAGACGUGGUUCUAAGCAAGGAACAGUAUCCGACCAAUCUCAAGCUCAACGGGCGAGACAUUCGGAAUCUCCUGCUUAGUGCCAUCAGCUUGGCACGGCAUAGGAGUCUGAACGAAGCUGUGGACGGAAAACCUCCGAAGAAAAUUGAAGUCAUGGCCAAAGAUCUGGAGGCUGUGUUGAAAAACAAAGAGCAGUUCAACGACCACUAUAAGGAAGCAACUGGGUCCUACCCCGAUGAAAUGGCGGCUCAAAAGUAUUUCCGAGGAGAGAGCAAAUCAUGA